AGGCUUAUAAGGCAUUUUCUGCCUCCUUUCUGCAUGCCUUCUUGGUGUAACGGUAGCACCCUCGGCGCGAACUCCAGAGGUCCAGGUUCGAGUCCCGGCGGGGGCAUAGCACAUUUCUUUAGCUUCCUGACAUAAAAAAUUUCUAAAUUUCUCUACAGUGGCGCCCGAACUAAAAGGUGGUGGAUGGUAAUUCUUCACCACCGGGAGAUGGGGAUUGGGUUGCGAGUAUAUACGGCAUUUUUUCCCUUCUUUCUGCAUGUCUUCGUGGCAUAGCAGUAACACGAGAGGUCCAGGUUCGAGUCCCGACGAAGGCAUUGCUCAUUUAUCACGUCUCCUACUUCAAAAAAGUUGUCGUGUUGUUGUCCUUGUUGUUGUCGUGACUUAUCUCACUUGUCUGACAGUAAAAUCAGCGCACAAGGCCGCGAAAUUUGUCGUCGCAAACAGUGCAAGAUUGCACCUAUGGCCGGCACCGAGUCUUGAGCACCAUACCGGUAACAGUACGACUUUGCUCAGUUCCAUUCCCAGUUUUGAUGUAGAGCACCCCGUAGGACGGGUUCGAAAGUCUACCUCCCCUACCAUCAACCUUCCGAGAAGACUUUCGGCUCUCCGCAUAUUUAGGGUGCUUCCAUACCGCACAUACACUAAACAUUUACAAACAUCCAUGCCUUCUUCGGGAUUUGAACCCGGGCCCAUCGGUACGGCAGUCAGUGUCGCUAGCCACUAUUUCGCUUGGGCGGCUAGGAUUUGUGAAAGCUAUCAAAACAAUUUUCUUUUACAUUUUUUUAAUAUACGAUUAAACAAGAAAUAGAAAUGUUAUUUUGAAGCGUUUCCUCUACAAUAUUACACAUAUCAUAAACAUUACUUCUAAAAAUGGUUUUAGGAAUUAAUUCUUCUGCAUCCAUUAUAAGCGACGUGUAUGUUAUUCAGUUUCAAGCAAUUACAGCCAAAAUAGAACGUUAUGCUCGGAUACUUAUCUCUUAAAUUUAAUUUGCUCUAGAGACUAUUUUGUUCUAUUCUAUAAAAAAAUCGGAAAUGUUUAGUAUAAACUGCCAGUUUAGUUCAUGCAUAUUCGGAUAAUUUAGAAUGGACUUUUUCCUGAUGCGCUUUGAUUAGAAUAGAAACACCGGCAAGUUAUGCAUGACUGCCGUUAAGUAUCGAUGAAUCUCAUAAAAAAAAAAAAAAAAAAAGCAUUCGUAGUCAAAAUUUAAUUCGUAAUAAUAUAUUAGUAAUUUGUAAUUAAAUAUUUUGCAUAAAAUUUACUAAUACUUUCAACAGAUGGAGAAAGAAAGAAAACGAACAAACUGUGUAAUUCAGAUACAAUGAUUUACAUGAUUCAGAUACAAUGAUUUACAUGAUUCAGAUACAAUGAUGUGUAAUUCAGAUACAAUGAUUGACAUGAUUCAGAUACAAUGAUUUACAUGAUUCAGAUACAAUGAUGUGUAAUUCAGAUACAAUGAUUUACACGAUUCUACACUUAUUCCAAGACGAAAUGCAGAAGUUUGCAAGAAAUUGUACGUUGGAAAGCGUUAAGAAAUUAUUUCUACUCUUGUUUAAAAAAUAAUAAACUAAUUGCUUAGUCGCAAAAAGUAUUGUUUGUAGCUUUUCCUUUAAUAAAAUUCACAUUAUUUUGUUAAAGAGGACUUUUUGUCAUUAAUUUAUUUAAAUAACUUUCCAUCGUUUCGUUCUAGUAAUCAGUUAUGAGUCAUUCUUGUUUCCUUAGUAAAACUUAAUCUGAAGUCGUGCCAUGAUUUGCAUCCGGUUGCUUGAAUGCGUAAAUAACAAGAUCUAGAUGACUAAUUAAAGGAAAACAGAAAAAGGGGGGAACGGAUGAAAAUAAAAUCUCUUUCCUGCCGGCGGCGAAAUUAUGGGAGAGUGUCGAAAGAACACGAUCUAUUUUAAACCAGGCGUCUGUGUCGAUGAUCUCAAGCAUUUAGUUCGCUGCGACCUAAAGCGUUGUCUGAGACAAGCUGGUUGCCUUGGAAACGACUUCGAAUGAGACGAUCGAACCUUUCGAUCGACAUUAUUGCAGAUUUGUUUCGAUAAUGUCUACACCAAACUUCUUCGGAGAACUCUUAAACUGUGACUUAGAGACUGAUGACAAAGAGCGAAUUACCGAAUGUUUAGAGCGAUUCGAUCAAGAUCAUGACGGAGCUCUCAACUUGCGUGAACUGUGUGCUUUGACUGAUGAACUGUUUGUCAACAGUAAAGGCGAGCCUUACGACCUGCCGUUGCGUAUGUGUGCAGAUAUAUUUUAUGCUUUUGAUAUGGACCGAGAUGGAAAGAUUAAUGAAGAUGAACUGAGCGUAGUGUGGCCCAAUUUUAUCCUACCUAUCAUACGACCGACGAGUGCUUUGAUAGUUAUAGAUGUACAAAACGAUUUCAUCGAUGGCUCUUUAGCUAUACGAAACUGCCCUGCUGGUCAAGAAGGUAAAGAAGUUGUUCCUGUCAUAAAUCAUUUACUUCAGACUGUACCUUUUAAUUACAUUUUUUACACCUUUGACUGGCAUCCGGAAGAUCACGUUUCCUUCAUUGACAAUAUUCAUCUUCGAAAUUUUCACGAAAGUAGUUUGGUAUCUAAAGAAGAGGCAAAAAUUUUUGACACCGUAGUUUUUGAAGGUCCUCCAGAAAUUGAACAAAAGCUCUGGCCUAGACACUGCGUCCAGAAGUCGUGGGGAUCGGAGCUUCAUUCUGAACUGAAAAUAGCUGAAAAUGCCAUUUUUAUUUAUAAAGGAACUUGUUCGGAUAUUGACAGUUAUUCGGCAUUUUGGGAUAAUCAGAAGCUUUCCCAGACCAAUCUUUCCGAAGAACUUAAGACUAGAAGUGUGACAGACGUCUUCGUCAGUGGCUUAGCAACUGACUAUUGCGUUGGUUAUACUGCCUUGCAUGCUCUGGAGCACGGGUACCGAACCAUUCUCAUCGAAGAUGCCUGCAGGGGAGUGGAUCUUAAAGACAUUAAAGCAAUGCAGGAUAAACUUGUUGCUGAACAUGGCGUGGUGGUGACAUCCGAUGAAGUUAAAGAUAUGGUAUUAGGACGAGAUCGUAAGCCUGAAUUGGGAUAUCGAACGGCAAUGGUAGCCGCCGUUCAAAUUGAUUCUCGUUAAUUAUGCUACGUAAAUCAAUUAGCUUGUUAAUGUGAAUUAAUAUUAGAUCUACGGAAUAUGAUAGCUCAUAGUUUAAAAGAUACUUGCUAAAUAGUAACGUUAAAGCUUAAACGGAGACUUGUUUCUCUAGACGGUAAAUUUACAAAUGAUACAUGCAUAUGCCUUAAGUAGAAUGUCUUAGUUAUGAAAACGAUAUUAGAAGGAAGCUUGUGUUUAACAAAGUUUUAGAAAUUGAUGCGAGAGAUCGCUUUCCAGUUACACUUUAAUUUUUCACUUUUACAGAUUUAGAAUUGAUUUAAUUUUUCAUGUGAUUAUCCAGUCAGUAUUAUUAAUAUUCUUUUGAAUGAAAACAAGGAAAAGUUAUAUUUUAACUAAUAAUAUCCUUAAUAUAUCUUCUUUAAAAACAUUUAAAAUAAAAUUAUUUUUUCACUGCAAGGUUUUUUUUUAAAUGGUAUGUUAUGCUACUGAGAUUAUAUGUUAUGGUUAAAAGGAGUAACCGACAUAAUAUUACAUUAAGUAAGCUGCCUGAAAUGUUGAUUUUGCAAAGGCAAUCUGCAAAGUAUAUUUCUUUCGAAGUUACAUAUUUCAUGCAUAAAAUAUUCAGACAUUUAAAAAUUUUCAAAGUACUUCCACUUUUAAUUUCAAUUAUUCAACGUAAAGACAAAAACAAAUCUUAAUAUAUUAAAGUAUAAUGCAAAUUAAAAAAGUAACAACCGUGUAAAAUAGCAUUUGCAUUAAAAUUGAAUUUCAAGAAUUCUAAAAAUUUCCAGCUUUCAAAUUCGAAGUUAUGCAUACAUUUUAUAUAAAAUUUCUAACCACUGUUUGUAAUAAAGCUAAAAGAAAUCGCAUAUAAUAAUACUAUUCAAUUCUGCAAGUAUAUGAAAUUAGUGAAUUGAAACAGACAUAAUCUCUAAAAUAUUCAUAACAUUAGAUGGUAUGUGUGCAAUUAAUGAAAAUAAAAUAGCUAUAAUCUCUGAAGUGUCCAUGAAAUAAAUAUGUAAAAUCAAUAUAAGUUAAACUCUCAUGAUCUAUGAAGUAUCGAUUGCAUAAAAUGCUUGGAUAAAUGAAAACUUUUGUUUUAGAAAAUUCUAAUAAAGUUUUUUUUUCCCUCCAAAA
Molecule: messenger RNA, 4217 nt
Organism: Stegodyphus dumicola
Lineage: Eukaryota; Metazoa; Arthropoda; Arachnida; Araneae; Eresidae
Gene: Naam
Product: Nicotinamide amidase
Molecular function (GO): calcium ion binding
Source: RefSeq, a predicted model, not a curated record